GCUGUUUUUGUAUAAUUUAAUUUGUAAAUGGGCUUUUCACAAAAUAUUUAAAGAUAAUUUUACAUUUCAUUUUACACAAAUGGAUACUUGUGCAGUAUAAAAAAACUAAAUAAAUCAAUCCAGUAGGCCGCCGUUCUGAAACAAGUGUACGUGAUGACGUUGCAUCUACGUCACAAAAACGUCCUACGCUGCCGCCGCAAUGCUAAGUUACUGCUGAGUGGCUACAACAGUUUUUACUGCUGUCUCUGUUGUUCAGCGAGAGCCUUUAACAAUAAGUAAGAGUAAAUCUAUUCACACCACGUUAAACCGGAGUGUGUAAGUGUCGGUCGGGCCCCUGCCAUGGCUCUAGAAGGCCCGGAGGAGCUAGGAGAACAGCUCGAAGAGCCGGAGGAUCUGGACGACCAGGACGCUAGCAGCAUCUCUCCAGCCGAGGAGAUAAUGUUGCCCUCCGGGCCCGGAGGUGACGAGGAGCCGGGGGGAACUGUCCUCCUUCCAUGGGAUCGUUUCAAUGCAUGGUUGCACUGCAUCUGUGUGGUCGGCUUCGAUCUGGAGCUGGGGCAGGCGGUGGAGGUGAUUUAUCCCCAUCAUUCCAAAUUGUCAGAGAAAGAGAAAACGAGCAUCUGCUACCUUUCCUUGCCUGACUCAAACUCAGGUUGCCUUGGUGACACCCAGUUUUGUUUCCGCUUCCGCCAAGGUUCAAACAGGAAGUCAUCACUCAGCUGCUUCCUGGAAACCACUGACAGGGAUGCACCACCAUGUCUAAAGAGGGAACAGGGCCAUUACUACGGUUAUGUGUACUUCCGUCAGGAACGGGAUAAGUCUCUGAAGAGAGGAUACUUUCAGAAGUCCCUGGUCCUGAUCAGUAAGCUGCCCUAUGUCACCUUCUUUCACUCCCUGUUGAAGAUCAUGGCUCCAGAAUAUUUUGAGAAACUGGAGCCCUGUCUGGAGGCUGCUUGCAAUGACAUCGACCGUUGGCCCACGCCCCAUCCUGGACGAAUCCUCACACUGCCGAUCAUGGGUGUGGUCAUCAAGGUCCGUAUCCCAACCUGUUACGACAAACCGGGAACGUCACAGCUGGUUCAUUCUGCUCAGAGUGACAGUCUGGUGUCCAUCGUCCUCCCAACCAUCCAUGAAGUCGACCUGUUCAGAUGUUUCCACCCAGUCUUCUUCCACAUUCAGAUGUUGUGGGAGUUGGUGUUGCUGGGGGAGGCUCUGGUGGUGAUGGCACCUUCACCUGCUGAGUCAUCAGAUACUGUACUGGCAUUGGUCAGCUGUAUCUCACCUCUGCGCUACUGCAGUGACUUUAGACCCUACUUCACCAUCCACGACAGUGAGUUUAAGGAGUACACCACUAGGACACAGGCUCCGCCAUCAGUCGUUCUCGGGGUGACCAAUCCAUUUUUUGCUAAAACCCUGCAACACUGGCCGCACAUCAUUCGCAUCGGAGACAUGAAACAUGCAGGUGAGAUGGCCAAGCAGAUGAAAGUAAAAAAAUUAAAAAAUCUAAAAACUCUGGACUCUAAGCCUGGUGUGUACACGGCGUACAAACCAUAUCUAAACAAAGACGAAGAAAUCCUCAAACAGCUCCAGAAGGGUGUUCAACAAAAGAGACCCUCGGCGGCCCAGAAUGCAAUUCUCCGACGCUACUUCUUAGAACUGACUCAGAGCUUCAUCAUUCCACUGGAGCGGUACGUGGCCAGUCUCAUGCCCCUGCAGAAGUCCAUCAGUCCCUGGAAGAGUCCUCCUCCGCUCAGACCGUUCAUCCAGCAGGACUUCAUGAAGACACUGGAGAAAGCUGGACCUCAGCUUACCUCCAGACUAAAAGGAGACUGGAUUGGACUCUACAGGCAUUUCCUCAAGUCUCCCAACUUUGACGGCUGGUUCCGCAGCAGGAGAAGAGAAAUGACUCAGAAACUGGAGGCUCUGCACCUGGAGGCACUGUGUGAGGAGGACCUGCAGCAGAGAAUCCAGAAGCACACAGAGGUGGAAACAGUGGACCUGGUGUUGAAGCUCAAGGAUAAACUGACUCAAGCUGAGAAGGAGCAUCUCCCAGUGCAUCCUGGGACUGUGGCCAAACUCAGGGCCCACAUCGAGGCCGUCAUCCAGGCAUUACCAGAUGACCUUCAAGGUAUCCUUCACAAACCCUCCACACCUUGACCUUUGAUACCAGAGGGAGUGGGGUCGCACUCCCACUGUGUUUUUAACAUUUGGAGGUUCACGGAUAUCUUCCCAGCGCAGUCUGGAUCACGCUCACACACAGGACCUGCUUGGAUCCCAGAGGAGGAUGCAUCAUGUGUCCAAAAACAGAUUGAAAAAAAAAAAAUGCUCCUCCAACUGCUUUUGAUCCAACACUGACUUUGUGGACCAAAAAGGAAGUGUGACCCUCUGAUCUUCAGGAUUGUGGUUUUUUUUGGACAACACACAAUGGCGCGAAGAAAGAAGUGUUUGUUACACUUACAAUUUUUCAGCUUUUUUUUUGUGGAUUAGCAGAAAUUUGCCUCAGGCUGCACAGGAUUGGUGCUGAUUGUGGAAAAGAAAAGGCUUGUCGGGCUGAACUUUGACCCCCAGCAGAUCCAGAUUCUUUUUCUCCCCAUUUUUUAUUUCAUUAUCCUGAGCAUGUGGUGCUGCAAACAGAAGUGACUGUGGAAUCGUUUUAUUAGAAGUGCACUUCAAUGCUUAUCCGGACCUCACACACACACACACACACACACUCUCACCGAUACUUUUAUGCAAACAAAGUGAACCAAGCAGAGCCAAGGAGUGCUUUAUAACUGUACCACAGUGUUUCAAAUGCACAGUUUUCUGCACCAGCGACCAAGUAACUGUCAGAGCAGUCAAUGCCUGAGGUUUAACUGUCCCUGUGUUUUUGUCUCAACAGACGGCAAGUACCUUCACUGAUAAACUCCCUUUGGUUUAACAAUAAAACACAGAUAAAGGUGGUUAGGCAUUAAAAAUUCUUAUUUUAUAUAAAACUCUAAAUAUAAACUGACACAAUGACAUUUUUAUAAAGUCUGAGUAUUGUGAGCCUAUAAUUUUGACCAAGUAAUUAUUGAUUUUACAAACAAACAUUUCCAUUUUAUUAAGUGUGUUUUAUUAAUCUUUUUUUUUUCUGGCACACAUGCCAUUAAAUUACUACAUUUUAAUCUAAUUCAAAUUAUUAUUACUUAGGAAACAUGUACAUUUUCAGCAGUAGAAUGAUUGUUUCUAAGAAAACUCUCCUUGAAAAAUCUCCUUGAGGUGGAGUUUUUUACGGUUAUUAUAUUGUAUGUUUCAAACCUUAAGCCACAAAAUUGUAUUUAUGUAUACUGGAUCCACACACAGAACUGCAAUACUUUUUAAUAUUAGUUAUAUAGGAGUUAGUUUUUAAUCUGCCUCUGCCACAAAUUUAGUUUCUCUUUUCAAAAACAAAACACCAGCUGCCAGCAAUAUUUCAUAUUUUGUAGGUAAGGGUUUGAAACAUGCAAUACUCAAUGCAUUUUCCAAUCUAAUGUAUUUAUGAUACUGAAGCAAUAAAAUACAAACAGGUCAUUCAUUUGUAAUGUAAUUCAGUUUUUCAGUUUUCUUCCACACAUGUUCAUGUAAUGAUAUACUCUAUCGCAGUCAAAAACCAAUAGUCAAAAACUGCACAAAUUGUGUCAUAACGGUGGCGUUUGUCUUCAGACACUGCUAUUAAUAAAGCUUUAAAUUAGCUUUUUGUUGUCGAGCAGAUAAAAAAAAUACUGUAUUUGCUGGUUAACACUUGGUUUUAUGGGCUCCAGUGUCUGUUUUUAUGUUAGUGGUUCCCAGGCUUUUCUGCAACACCCCAAUUUAUUAAUAAGCUCACAUCAACACAUACAGAGCUAAUGCUCUUUUUUUAAAACCACUAAUUCAUAACAAACCUGAAAUUCUCAAAUCAGUUCAAUUCUCCUACUUAGCACCAUGCCUCCUAAGGGGGCCCCACCCCCCAUUUUGGAAACCACUAUUUCACACUUUGAAGACAUGUUCUUGUCCUGUAGUAGUACUGCACUGUAGGGGGCAGAGUUUUCUAAACUGCUGAGUCAAAGUUGCUCUGAUGUAAUGUUGUACAUGAAUUAUUUUGGUAUAUCAGAUAUAUCUAUUCAGAGAAAUUAGUUCUUCCCUUGUAUAAAUGACACCAUUGUGAAACACCUUUGAAUUUGUUGCUCAUUUGCCAGCAGUUGAUGUGAAUGUGAAACUAAAACUAAAGGUGACGCCAUUUGUCAAUAACAGUUUCUCCUAAA
This is a messenger RNA of Cynoglossus semilaevis (tongue sole), 4238 nucleotides long. RefSeq names its product DENN/MADD domain containing 6A (gene dennd6a). The record is from RefSeq and is a predicted model, not a curated record. Gene Ontology annotation, molecular function: guanyl-nucleotide exchange factor activity. NCBI's taxonomy places the organism in Eukaryota, Metazoa, Chordata, Actinopteri, Pleuronectiformes, Cynoglossidae. The transcript has 19 exons. Gene Ontology annotation, cellular component: recycling endosome. Bases 340 to 2157 code for a protein of 605 amino acids.